Chelonoidis abingdonii (Abingdon island giant tortoise) is the source of this 1233-nucleotide messenger RNA. RefSeq names its product transmembrane protein 123 (gene TMEM123). The record is from RefSeq and is a predicted model, not a curated record. Lineage: Eukaryota; Metazoa; Chordata; Testudines; Testudinidae. Gene Ontology annotation, cellular component: cytoplasmic vesicle.
GUGCAGGGCCGGGCCGGCUGCACUCUGCAGGGGAGCGGGGAAGAGCCGGAGCAGCGCGCGGCGGCCAGUGGGUGAGGACGGCCCGGCUGGGAGGGAGUCGCUCGGGCGGAGCAGCUUCUCCUCCCCCGCCACAAAGGAAACGGCAGCUACAGCCCGCUCCGCCCAGGCGCGCUGCACCGCUCCACCACGUGAGCUCCGUGUCCCGGCGCCCUGCUCUCCGCCUGGCCGCUCCAGAGAGGCGCGGAGCUGGGGAGGGCGCAGCCGGUCCGUGUCUAGGGAGCCGCAGCACCUCUCAGCCCUCGCCUCCUGCCCUGGGGUGUCUCGGGCUAGACACGGGGCCAGUCCUCCCCCUUCCUCCCGGGACCAUGAGACUCUCCGCUGGGGCUGCCAGCCCCUUGCACGCUGCGGCGCUGCUGCUGCUGCUCGCCGCCUUCUGCCUCUCCGCGUCCGGGACUACAAAUACAUCCAUCCCAACCACAAUCACACAAUCCACUUCAAAUACUUCAGCACACGAUAAAAAUGUCAAUCUCACGACUACAUUGGGUUCUACCAAAACAACCACCACCCCGACAACCAACAACAACAACCAGACAACCAACAACCAGACAACCACCAACAACAACAACCAGACAGCUUCAUCAACCACCACCUCAAAACCCACAACAAUCAUACAAUCAACAGCCAGUGUCACAGUGACCACUUCCAAGACUAUGUCUCCUUCCAGCUCCGUCACAGCCACGCCAAAAUCUGCAGCUGUGCUGUCCAGAACCUCCAGAUUUGAUGUGGGCAGUUUUUUUGGUGGCAUUGUGCUGACACUUGGAAUGUUAGCCAUUCUCUACGUUGGAUGUAAAACAUAUCACUCAAGAAGAGGUGUUCAGUACAGAACCAUUGAUGAACAUGAUGCUAUCAUUUAAAGAUACUUCAGAGAAGACAAUGGGGAAAUUCCACCCGAUCACUGCUUUUAGAACAUCUGUUUGAAAAAGUUUUUUUCCAUUCAUAACGGUAGUCCCAGUCUCUAAUGCAUCCAUAGAUCUGAUCCUGCACAGUGUCAAGAUCUUCCCAAAUACCCUAAGCUCCCAUUUAUUUCAAUGGAAGCUGGAGGAAGUUAGUACUUUGAGAAACAUGCCCUGUUGUUGAUGCAAUUUAAAAAAAAAAAUCCUUUAAAGUUUGUUACCUAAUGAUGAACUGAAAUGCUUUUUAAAAUAAAUGCAUAGAAACUUUUGAGAUACCAAA